UUCUGCGUGCUGCACGGUUGUACGUGCACGCUGUGCGGAGUAAAGAUGGACGGGCAGCGCUUUGGUAAAGUGUUACUGGAGGCGGCUGGCAUGCUUUUCACAGUUUCACUGCUGCUCCAGCUUGCGGCUGCAGCUCAGGAGGCAUCUAACGGCAGGAAGGAGCAGGAGUGUUACAACUACGCGGGCGGACACGUUUAUCCUGGGGAAGCUUUCCGCGUGCCGGUGUCCGAUCACUCUCUGCAUCUCAGCAAAGCGAAGAUCUCCAAGCCGGCCCCUCAGUGGGAAGGCACCGCCGUUAUCAGCGGUGAAUUCAAGGAGCUCAAGCUGUCUGACUACAGAGGGAAAUACCUGGUGUUCUUUUUCUACCCAUUGGAUUUCACAUUUGUGUGCCCCACGGAGAUCAUUGCGUUCAGCGACCGCAUCCAGGAGUUCCGUGCCAUCAACACGGAGGUGGUGGCGUGUUCCGUGGAUUCGCAGUUCACUCACCUAGCCUGGAUCAACACACCCAGGAAGCAGGGAGGACUGGGGUCAAUGAAAAUCCCCUUGCUUUCUGACCUCACCCACCAGAUUGCCAAGGACUAUGGUGUCUAUCUGGAGGACCAGGGCCACACGCUAAGGGGUCUCUUCAUCAUCGACGGCAAGGGCAUCCUUCGGCAGAUCACCAUGAACGACCUCCCGGUGGGCCGCUCCGUGGACGAGACCUUACGGCUGGUGCAGGCCUUCCAGUACACGGACAAGCACGGAGAGGUGUGUCCCGCCGGCUGGAAGCCAGGCAGUGACACAAUUGACCCAGAUGCAGCUAUGAAGGCUUGGUGGCCCAAGCAGGAGCUGUAACACCUCCCCGAGAUGAUAAAAUAUGGCCUUAAGCAGAUAAUCCCUGAUCCUGCAGGCAAGCUGAAGUAUUUCGAUAAACUGAACUAAAUCCUCAGUCUCCACCUGCUUUUGUCCUUUCAUACAUACUGAAUAACAGUUGACAGUAAAUAAGUGUAAAGAUCUGUCCUGCCUGGAUUAUCACAGCUUGUGGCAGGGGAGAGGGCUUUAACAAUCAGCACUUCUUUGUGGACAGAAGGCCACAUUUUUUCUAUACAUUUCUGACAUGUUCAGACAUUGGCACCAAUGUAACAAAUUGAAUUUAAUAAAAAAAAAUGGUAAAA
Molecule: messenger RNA, 1154 nt
Organism: Brienomyrus brachyistius
Lineage: Eukaryota; Metazoa; Chordata; Actinopteri; Osteoglossiformes; Mormyridae
Gene: prdx4
Product: peroxiredoxin 4
Exons: 8
Coding region: 46-834 (262 amino acids)
Biological process (GO): cellular response to stress; hydrogen peroxide catabolic process; response to oxidative stress
Cellular component (GO): cytosol; endoplasmic reticulum
Molecular function (GO): thioredoxin peroxidase activity
Source: RefSeq, a predicted model, not a curated record